AGAAAUCUCGCGAUAGGAAACCGAUCGGAGCAGGGGUGGCACUUCUUCCCUCCUCCUGCUUCUCCUCCUCGCGUUAGUUCCGGUCGCAGAGGAGAUAGCGCUGCAGUUACCGCCACAGCGAGGAUUUCUGGCUCUUUUCUCUUCGCCUUAAAUUCGGGUGUCUUUUAUGAAUAAUCAAAAGCAGCAAAAGCCAACGCUAUCAGGCCAGCGUUUUAAAACUAGAAAAAGAGAUGAAAAAGAGAGGUUUGACCCUACUCAGUUUCAAGACUGUAUUAUUCAAGGCUUAACUGAAACUGGUACUGAUUUAGAAGCAGUAGCUAAGUUUCUUGAUGCUUCUGGAGCAAAACUUGAUUACCGUCGAUAUGCAGAAACACUCUUUGACAUUCUGGUGGCCGGUGGAAUGCUGGCCCCAGGUGGUACACUGGCAGACGACAUGAUGCGUACAGAUGUCUGUGUGUUUGCAGCACAAGAAGACCUAGAGACCAUGCAAGCAUUUGCUCAGGUUUUUAACAAGUUAAUCAGGCGCUACAAAUACCUGGAGAAGGGUUUUGAAGAUGAAGUUAAAAAGCUGCUGCUGUUCUUAAAGGGUUUUUCCGAGUCAGAGAGGAACAAGCUGGCUAUGUUGACUGGUGUUCUUCUGGCUAAUGGGACGCUUAAUGCAUCCAUUCUUAAUAGCCUUUAUAAUGAGAAUUUGGUUAAAGAAGGGGUUUCAGCAGCUUUUGCUGUAAAGCUCUUUAAAUCAUGGAUAAACGAAAAAGAUAUCAACGCAGUAGCUGCAAGUCUUCGGAAAGUCAGCAUGGAUAAUAGACUAAUGGAACUCUUUCCUGCCAAUAAGCAAAGUGUUGAACACUUCACAAAGUAUUUCACCGAGGCAGGCUUGAAAGAGCUUUCAGAAUAUGUUCGGAAUCAACAAACCAUUGGAGCUCGUAAGGAGCUCCAGAAGGAACUCCAAGAACAGAUGUCCCGUGGUGAUCCAUUUAAGGAUAUAAUUUUAUAUGUCAAGGAGGAGAUGAAAAAAAACAACAUCCCAGAACCAGUUGUCAUCGGAAUAGUCUGGUCAAGUGUAAUGAGUACUGUGGAAUGGAACAAAAAAGAGGAGCUUGUAGCAGAGCAAGCCAUCAAGCACUUGAAGCAAUAUAGCCCUCUACUUGCUGCCUUCACUACCCAAGGUCAGUCCGAGCUGACUCUGUUGCUGAAGAUUCAGGAGUAUUGUUAUGACAACAUUCAUUUCAUGAAAGCCUUCCAGAAAAUAGUGGUGCUUUUUUAUAAAGCUGAAGUCCUGAGUGAGGAGCCCAUUCUGAAGUGGUAUAAAGAUGCACAUGUUGCAAAGGGGAAAAGUGUCUUCCUUGAGCAAAUGAAAAAGUUUGUAGAGUGGCUCAAAAAUGCUGAAGAGGAAUCUGAGUCUGAAGCUGAAGAAGGUGACUGAAUUUUGAAACUACACCCUCAGUAAAGCAAACAGGAGUUGUAGAUAAAACGUCAUGUCUCAUGUGUCCUGGUUCUUACGUCUUCCUACCUCCCUAUAUCAAGCAUGAUAUAAGGGCUUUCAUGGCAAAUUUUAUUUUAACUGUUUCUAUGGUUACUGGAAAUGUUGGGUUUAGUUUCUGAAACCAUGUUUUAAGUAGCUACAGGAGCUAUAGAUUGGAAUCCAAUGUUGCAUUAGUCUUUUCAGUUAUCUUCUACCUCCUGUAUUUUCUACUGUAAUAAUGUAAUUUAAGGCCUUCCACAAUGAACAGUUCACUUUAUUCCCUGGGUUUUCUAUAUACAGUUUUCAAGAUACGAUUUGGUUAAAAACAAUUUGUUAUAAAAAUUCUGUUUGCAAAUUAAACUGUAAAAGUAUCCAAAGUCUCAAAAGGCAGUGAUUUCUGUGAUAAUUCGGUAUGAAAUGAAAAGGUGGCAUAUUUUAUGCCCAGAGCCCUAUUCAUCAAUGGAAAUCUCAUAAUAAUUGAAUUUAUUAACAUGAAUCUUGAGUGUUUGGACCAUUGCUUGCAUGUUAACAUAUUUUCUUGCAUUUUUAACGUCAGAUUUCCUUAAGUUCGGUUGUUUGCUCACUGGUUUUCAUUCCUUAGUGAAGCCAUGGAGAACAAACUUGAAAGUGAGGUCUUUGGGAAAUCAUAUGUGACAGAGGUGGUGGAAAGAAGAAGGUUGAGCUUUUUCCUAUUGAGAAAUUUCUGCAUUCAGUUAAUAUCUUUCUAGGCAAACCAGCUGGGUAUUUUUCAUACAACUAUUUUCAAAUGUACGUAAGAAAAGUCAUUCAGAAUGUUUUACACAGAAUACACUUAGGUUGAUAAGAAAGAACUGGUAAAGGAGUGCAAAUAAGGGAAAUGACUAAUGUUCUAAACCCAGUAAAAAUUGUUGAUGUUAAGUAAUGAGCAUAUUCUAAUUGAGACUCUAAUAUAAGUUGUAUUUUCUAUUGGCUUACACUAUUUGUUGUAAAGAAUGAAGUGCAAUGAUAAUGAUAUAGUCCACUUGGUCAUGCUGGACUGGCUUCAGUUUGUUAAUAUAUUCCGUAAUGAGUCAAGCAUCUGGCUGUUGACAUACCCUAGUUGCCAUUUUUUUAAUUGCCAUGAGCCAAAUAUGUCUUAUGUAUGGUUGAUCCAUCUAUUUUAAUGGCUGCCUUUUAAUUUUCAUCAUUCUUUUCUUGCUGCUACCCAUUUAUGUACGUAGUCAUUAGAAACCAAAAUGUGACCACAUUUUUUAGGAGAAGAGACUUCAUGUUAAGAGUGAACAUUUUAAAGGUUUUCUUAUUGCUGAAAGAAACUUACCUGGAAUAAUGCCACCACAGACUGAGUGGAAAUUACCGUUUUCUAAGGUGCCAUUCUUAUGAGCCAAGAAUAUGGUGUUUAAAAUUAGAAGUUCAUCUUGAGGGAAUAACGUGUAAUAUAAUUUGAAAUAAAGGUAUAGUAACCUUAUGAAGAAGAGCAUUAUAACUGAUAACAUUGUGAAUGGGGUGAAUUUGUUAAAUGAAUAACUUUGAUAAAGUUUUCCUGCACAGGCAAAAUGUAUUCACUAGAUUUCUAAGUAGUAAUCUGCUUUUACUUUGUAAUUUGUACGUAGUCCUCAAAAGACUUUUUUUUUUUUAAAUAAAGUCCAUCCUUACACUUAGGUUUACAGGUCAGUCUUUUUUUAAUUUUUUAUUUUUUUUGUGAAUUGCAUGUUAAUGACAAUACCGUAUGUCAUGUGUUGAAAUAUCUUUAUUCUGUAAGUAUUAAAUAAUGGCUCCUUUCAUCCAGUUUAUGACUCCCAAACAUAAACACCUACACAAAAUUUUAAUGUAGCUGAAACUACAUUAACGUAUUUCUACAACCAAAUCAUUGCAUGUUACUGCUGUACAAACUGUAUCCUGUUGUAUUAUAUACUGUGUAUAGUGAAAGAGUGUGUAGUCUUCCAGCACUACAUUAUGAUCUUUGUCUGAUCAUAAGAGUUUUUCUUGCAUAAUGACACAGUAGUGUUUACUUACUACAAUGUUAAUAGUAAAUGGGUAAGUCACCUGUGACAGUAUAGUGUAAAGAAAGGGAAUGCUUUUUAAAAAGACUGCAGAUUUUCAUUUUGAAUUUUAAGUGGUAAUUUGGAACUCAGCUGCAGUGCCAACCUAUGGCCUCAAAUACGUAAUUCUUAAUAUAGAUGUUAAAGCUGUACUUUUAAUUAUGAUUCUAAGUUUCUUAUUCUUAAUUAUCCUGGAAGUCUUGUCCAAGAGAUACCUAUUACUCUGCCCUUAAGAAAAUUUCAGAUCAGAGAAUUCUGACAGCAUAAUGAUGGUGGUGAGGGGAAAUGCAUGUGGCUGAGAACUUUACUGUGAUUCAGUGUUUCUCAACGUUUUUCUCAUCACCCCCAUGAAGCCUUUUAGACCUUUUUUUCCUAAUCACUUCUGCAUGAAAUUUUAAUGCCAUAGAUAAUGUUGGAAAUGUAUGUAUCUGUGCUUUGUACGUAAAAAAGUGAGAUUAUUAU
Molecule: messenger RNA, 3945 nt
Organism: Trichechus manatus latirostris (Florida manatee)
Lineage: Eukaryota; Metazoa; Chordata; Mammalia; Sirenia; Trichechidae
Gene: BZW1
Product: basic leucine zipper and W2 domains 1
Exons: 12
Coding region: 167-1426 (419 amino acids)
Cellular component (GO): cytoplasm; membrane
Molecular function (GO): protein binding
Source: RefSeq, a predicted model, not a curated record